Struthio camelus australis is the source of this 4353-nucleotide messenger RNA. It is a transcript of the gene CYP2W1, whose product is annotated as cytochrome P450 family 2 subfamily W member 1. NCBI's taxonomy places the organism in Eukaryota, Metazoa, Chordata, Aves, Struthioniformes, Struthionidae. The record is from RefSeq and is a predicted model, not a curated record. Gene Ontology annotation, biological process: xenobiotic metabolic process. Gene Ontology annotation, molecular function: oxidoreductase activity, acting on paired donors, with incorporation or reduction of molecular oxygen, reduced flavin or flavoprotein as one donor, and incorporation of one atom of oxygen; heme binding; iron ion binding. Gene Ontology annotation, cellular component: intracellular membrane-bounded organelle; cytoplasm.
UAGUUUGCCAGAAAGGCAGGCUCUACCAAAAUAUGGCUGCUUUCAUAUCUCUCUUUAUUUGUGGGUUGUGUGUGUUGCUUUUAUUAACUGCACUCUAUAUUUCAAAAGGUUUGAAGCAGUCAGCUUUAAAUUUGCCUCCUGGUCCAUUUCCUCUUCCAGUCAUUGGUAACCUGCAUUUGUUGGAUAUCAGAAGGCAAGAUAAGUCAUUAAUGAAGAUUUCAGAGAAAUACGGCCCCGUGUUCACUGUCCAUUUGGGAUUCCAGCAGACCGUGGUGCUGACUGGCUAUGAAGCAGUGAAAGAAGCUCUUCUGAACACUGCUGAUGUAUUUGCAGACAGACCAGCUAUACCCAUAUUCUAUCACAUCCAGCAUGGAAAUGGUGUGUUCUUUUCUUCUCAAGAGCUCUGGAAAACAACACGCAGGUUCACCAUGGCAACCAUGCGGGAUCUUGGCAUGGGGAAACGACUGUCAGAGGAAAGGAUUCUGGAAGAGCUUCACUUUCUUGUCGACCUCAUCAGGUCCUUUAAAGGUGGACCUUUCAGAUUACGAUUCUUGAAUACGGCCCCCACCAACAUCACUUUUGCUAUACUCUUUGGGAGAAGGUUUGAUUAUAAAGACCCAACGUUUGUCACUCUCUUAAGACUUAUAGAUGAAGUCAUGAUCCUUCUUGGCUCUCCAUUCUUGCACUUAUUUAAUUUCUACCCAUUCCUUGGAUUUCUCUUCAAACCUCACAAGAUGAUACUGAAAAAAGUGGAGGAGGUGUGUGUAAUCUUAAACAAAUACAUCAAGGAAAGCAAAAAAAACAUUAAUGGAAACAACUUGACGAGCUACAUCGAUGCAUUAGUAUUCAAACAGCAAGAGGAGAAAGAUAAAACCAAUACCUCCUUUUAUGAUGCAAAUAUACUGGCUUCUGCACUCGACCUGCUCAUGGCUGGCACUGAGACAACAUCCACAACAUUGCAGUGGGCCAUCCUGCUAAUGAUGAAGUACCCCGAGAUUCAGAAAAAGGUGCAUGCAGAGAUUGUGCGAGUUCUUGGCCCUGGCCGCUUGCCUACCUUUGAGGACCGGAAAAACAUGCCAUUUACCAAUGCAGUGAUCCAUGAAGUGCAGAGAUUUAUCACCCUCCUGCCACACGUUCCACGGUACACCUCUGCUGACACUUACUUUAAAGGCUACUUCAUCCCUAAGGGAACAACAGUGAUUCCUCUGCUCACCUCUGUGCUGCUGGAUAAAACGCAAUGGGAGACACCAGAUGAAUUCAACCCCAACCAUUUCCUUGAUGCGAGUGGGAACUUCGUAAAGAAGAAAGCUUUCCUGCCCUUCUCCACAGGGCGGAGAAACUGCAUUGGAGAGAGUCUGGCCACGAUGGAGCUCUUCAUCUUCUUCACAGGCUUGAUCCAGAAAUUUACUUUUAAGCCCCCAGCUGGGGUCAGAGAAUCCGAGCUGGACACAACUGCAGAGGCUGGAUUCACCAUGAGACCUCAUCCACAGUGUGCCUGCGCUGUGCUACGUGAAUAAACCCAAGGCUCUAGACCGAGAAAAAUCCAUGUAAUUGUUUUGCACAGAGUCCAACAGAUGCACAAAGGAGAAACUAGAUCCCUAUGCAGUAGAAACAACCAGUUUAUUCUUACUCAAGGCCUUGCAAGUGUUGACUAUAUGCUUAAAAUAUUUGUUGAGCAAAUAUUUUUGUAAGAAAGUGAGGAGACCCAGUGGGUAAGGUUACCUGGAAAAUUCCAGCCAGAUACAUGACUCAAAAUGGCAGGACAGUCAUUACUUUUCUUUACACAUUAAAUACAUGACGUAAGAACUUAUCCUAGUUCUGGGUGUCUGGGAGAUAACGUUUCUCAGCAGUGGUUUAUUUCUUCAUUUGGAGAGCAAUGAGAGAUGCAGACAUGUCAUCCCCAAAUCCCAGCUCUUUUCCCAUUCCCUACUGUACAGCUGAUAUAUCGUUCCCAGAUACCUACUCAUUCUAUGUCCUAUGGAUGCUCCUCCAAUACCUUCCAGACUUCUGGUUUUGAAUCCCAGGUACUGAGCCUUGGACUGUUUAGGUUCCCCUUGUUCUGGGGGACCUCAGCUUAGUUUCUUGGGACUCUCUGGCCCUUUCUGGGCACUGGCUCUGCUACCCCUGCACUGACAUAGAACUUGACAGAUCUCCACUGAGAAGUCAAAACCCCCCUCUUCUACAUUUUUCUAGAGGUAGGUCAGAUAUGUAAGCACAGCCUCCUUUCAGACCACCAGGUUUGGACGAGCAGGCAUGCCAACGUUGCAAAGAUGCUUCUACAAUGCUCUUUCUUUAAGUGGCAUAGAAGCUGGGCAAAUCUAGGCAGAGUGAGGGAUAACUCAUCCAUCUCCCCUUUCCUUCCUUCUCCCAGUAUUCUGUGAAAUUUGUUGGAAUCCUCCCUUUUCCUUAUAUUGUUAUCUCCUCUCCUCCUCUGAAAGUACUAGAGAUGGAACUUCCUCUCAUCCCCCCUUCAGUGCAGGCAAUAGGACACUUAUUCAUAGCUGCUCCCUUCUUCCUUGGUCUGAAAUGUUGAGUGGAGGCCAGAAGGAUCCAAUAAGACUGCAAUGGGAAGUGAGCCGAACCAUUGUCCCACAAGGUGUUUUGUCACAUAAACCCGUAGGAGAAGACGAGGUGGAAGAAAAUCCUUAUAUGCUCCAGGAUGGGGAGGAGAAGUCUCCUCCUGUUCCCAGUGUACCACUUGAUUCUUCCAAGUUAAUGAUAAAUACUGCAUAUGUCUUUGUGCGCCCAGCCUUGCUCGCAGGUGAACCCAUUUGGAUCAGGGGUGCCUAAAGCCUCAAAACUUAAUUCUGCUCGCCUUAUAAAGCCCUUAUCAUGGAUGGCAGGAUGUUUUACCCCAGUUAAGGACUGCAGAGCUGGGCUGUCUGUCACUCAAAGGGAUUGUGGUGCCAUCUCGUGGCAAAAGGAAAAUAGAAACAAUAUUCUGCAUGACGGUUAUUGCUAUGGCCAGUGUGCAGAGGGGUUUCAAAUAUAAGACAGCCCUCAUUUUUUGAAGCUAUAUAGCUGCUGCAAUCCUUGCAGUUGAGCAUUGCCCCUUUGAGAGCACCAGCUCCUGGGUGUGCAGCACUGAGGACACCAGGCUGGGCUGCAGGCAGGCUCUAGGCUGAUCACAGGCACCUGCCACAGGGCAUACUGCCCAGCCUGCUACAGGUCACAGACAUGAUGUGAGAUGAAGUAGUUCAGAUCUUUAAAAAUCAAACCACCUGUCCUGCCCCCAGAUCUUUGUCUUCUCUUCAGGGCACAAACAUGUUUUUCAGCUAGAAGGAAGACCCUCAGGGCCACUGAGGAAUGAGGAAAUGAUAUUUCCACCCAUUUUUAAGCCCCGAGAGCCAAUGUUUUCUGCUAGAUAAAUCUGUAGCUGAGUCAUAAUCAAUGUUCUGCCAUCAUUUGGCUGAACAAAUGAAUGGGAGGAAGCACUUUCUCUUGCAGAGAUAUAUUCAGCUGUCUAAUUCUGUGUGCUUGGGAGUGAUCUCUUCUAUCCAUCUGCUAAUGCAAGCACAAAUAAGAUACAUUUUUUAAAGGAAUCAAGGAGCUGGUUUCCUGUGCGCAUUUGCACCUGGUAGUUCAUAUCUCUUGUUGGUGUUCCCUGAUGCACUAGUAUGGCUCCAUCUUGCUAGAUUUCUGUAUGUGGCCAGCAACACCGCAGGCUAUGGUCUGCCUUCCAGAGAGUACCAGCGUGGAAAGUGAUGUCUGGAAAGCGCAGGCACUGAAGGUUGCUAUGCAAUGUGGGAAAACCAUCUCUCUCCUUCAAAGCCAAGACCCCCAAAGCCAGUGACAAUGAGUCAGGUCUGAGAUUCCCCCAGUGAAUUAGUUCAAAUUUGAACCCAGCCCCUUGCUGUCUGUUGCCAUUCCCCCCGUCCCCAGUGGAUUAUUGUCACUUCUGUCUUUUGAGUUCAUAUUACUCUCAGAAAGGAGCUAGAGCAGGAACAGUCCUGGUCUCUCAUAAGCCAAAGGCAAAAGUAUUUUUGAUUUCAGCAAAGCCAGGACUUCCUUCAGCAUUUCAGCCACUUCACAGCUAAUGUGGCAGAGUAGGCAGAGCUGUUGGGAAAGCCAAGGCCAGAGUACAGAGUGGAUGGGUACUUGCUCCUGAGUUGGUUUACCUGUCUUCCCCCUAGGAAGACCCCGUCUUACUGCCACCACCCCUCAAGAAUGACAUUGCCACCAGGUGAUGCUUUGGGAGGACAAAGAUGCUACAGACAUUGGAGGAUUAAAACUUUAUUGGGUUCCCAUGAAGGAGGAAAUAUAAACAUUACGAUAAUGUAGAUGAUAAGGUAAUGAAUAUGGAGCAGUAGCAAUUCACAGGCGCAGGAUGAGGAUGGAAAAAUGCCUGAGCUC